This is a messenger RNA of Glycine soja, 1174 nucleotides long. RefSeq lists its product as uncharacterized. Gene Ontology annotation, molecular function: protein binding. NCBI's taxonomy places the organism in Eukaryota, Viridiplantae, Streptophyta, Magnoliopsida, Fabales, Fabaceae. The transcript has 2 exons. Bases 147 to 935 code for a protein of 262 amino acids. The record is from RefSeq and is a predicted model, not a curated record.
UCCUUUCCCAAAGAUGUGUCUCAUCCCGCUUGAGUUAUACCCAAUUUGCCGAGCUCUGAAGCGAAUAUCAGGGCACGCAAGUUUUCAAGAUUGCUUAGUUCAAUUUUCAUUCAAAGACUUUGGACCAGGACCCAGGUUCUUGGCCAAUGGUGAAAACAAAGCAGAAACGCACAGGGGAAGUUCCUGGUAAAAAAAGUGGUACUUCUUCACAUUGCCUUGUUGAUUCUGGAGACGGUGAUAAUCAGCAUGAGGAUAGUGAUUGGAUUAUAGUGAAAAAGCAGAGAGUCACCAUUCUGGUGCCUGCUGCACCUCUCAAUGAUAGAUCAUUAAUAGCAAAUCAAGGACCAAAUCACAUGCAUCUUAUGCCUCCUGAAAUAGCAAGUAACCAUGUGCAGCUUCCCAUGCAGACAUCUACUGUACAUCCUUCAGGUAAGGAACAUGAGAAAGCCACUUUAUUGGCUGUCCAAAAGGAGACUCAUGCCGAAAGAAAAGCUCUCCUUACCUUACCUAAAUCAACUGUGGUCAAUCCACCAUCUUUAGAUCAAAGAAUAGAAUCAGAAAAUCCACAAGCAAUGAACAGUUUGAAGUUACAUAAACUACUUGGAGUUUCUGAUGCAUCAAAAGUUAUUAAGCAGCCUAGAACACUACUUGCACCAAGAAGGUCCUUCAACCAGGAAACUCUGAAUAAAAAUUUGCGAGCAUCAAACCUUGAGAGGAAGCUUGAAAGAGCUGGUGGACUGAGCAACUGGCUGACUUCACUUGGACUGGGGCAGUUUGUGAGAAUUUUUCAGGGGAAUAGUCUCAGUAAGUAUCAGCUGGUAAACCUAACCAUGAAAAAACUCAAGGAUAUGGGCGCCAGUGCAGUGGGACCUCGCAGGAAACUGAUCCAUGCCAUGGACUGUGUUUGUCAGCCAUAUUGCUUUGAGGCGUUGUAGAAGUUUUUAGGAUAUGUACAAAAAUGUUCUAAGACAUGGUACAAAUGCAAAACUCAUGUUUCUGAAUGCUUUUGUGAUAGUUCACAGCACUUAAGUCUCAAAGUUAUAGAGAUUUCUGUAUAUAACUUCAUAAGUAGACGCAAUCAUUCUACAAUGUUUCCUUUUACAUUGGCGUCUCCAUGCACUUCAAUUUUUCAUCGCCUAUUGUAAGAUUAUUUAAGUAAUUUCUCAAUAAUUCA